AUGGGUUCCGAUAAGAUGGCCGCCAAGGCAGCGGCCCGCAUCGCCAAGGGCAAGGAUAGCGCCUUCGCCAAACGAGCUGCAGCUGCCGCGGCCAAGAACCAAUCCGGCGGUGGCUCCAACUCUGGCUUGGGCAACAAGUCUGGAAACUCGUCCGGUUCCUCGGGCGGUGGUUCCAACUCGAACUCGGGAAAGAAGUAG
This is a messenger RNA of Colletotrichum chrysophilum, 198 nucleotides long. RefSeq lists its product as uncharacterized. NCBI's taxonomy places the organism in Eukaryota, Fungi, Ascomycota, Sordariomycetes, Glomerellales, Glomerellaceae. The record is from RefSeq and is a predicted model, not a curated record. The coding region runs from base 1 to 198 and encodes 65 amino acids. The transcript is spliced from 2 exons.